Molecule: messenger RNA, 3732 nt
Organism: Tachysurus fulvidraco (yellow catfish)
Lineage: Eukaryota; Metazoa; Chordata; Actinopteri; Siluriformes; Bagridae
Gene: iars2
Product: isoleucyl-tRNA synthetase 2, mitochondrial
Exons: 23
Coding region: 202-3168 (988 amino acids)
Biological process (GO): isoleucyl-tRNA aminoacylation
Cellular component (GO): cytosol
Molecular function (GO): tRNA binding; aminoacyl-tRNA deacylase activity; isoleucine-tRNA ligase activity
Source: RefSeq, a predicted model, not a curated record
GCUCUAUUGACGCAUUCGUUCCAAUGUACUGCCGUAUACAAGGCGACAUCUAGUGUAUAUAUCUAUGUACAACAUAUACGACAACUGUCCCUUCACAGGAUCCGUACUUGUGCGUCUUUAGAAGCCUUCCGGGUUGAAACAGCUACUGCACUGCUGAAGAGGUCGCAGUAAACAGGAGAUUAAUACGAAGCGGUUGCCGACAUGCUGCUCUGCCGUGUGACCGCUUUAACCAGGCGGGGACUGAGUGUGAGGAGACUCGCGCUCUCCUUCAGUUCCGCUCCCGGGGCCGGAGUUCAGCCUCCUGCGGACUACAGAGACUCUGUGCUGCUGCCCCGCACUCAGUUCCCCAUGAAGACCAGCGGGCAGAAAGUACUGGAUGUCGAGCUGCGGAUACAGCGGGAGUGUGGUUUUGACCAGCUGUACACGUGGCAGAGAGAGAGAAAAGCCAAGAAGGAGUUUUGCCUCCACGACGGUCCGCCUUACGCCAACGGAGACGCCCACGUAGGCCACGCCCUCAACAAGAUCCUGAAAGACAUCCACAGUCGGUUUGAGGUGCUGCGAGGCAGGAAGGUGCACUAUGUCCCCGGCUGGGACUGUCAUGGUCUUCCCAUCGAGCUGAAAGCCUUAGGCGAGCUCAACACCUCUGACCUGACUCCACUACAGAUCAGACAGAAAGCUCGGGAGUUUGCGGAACGUGCGAUCGCGAGUCAGCGGGCGUCGUUCCAGCGCUGGGGUGUCAUGGCCGACUGGGAGAACUGUUACUACACGUUUAACGGGUCGUACGAGGCGGCGCAGCUCCGCGUCUUCCAGGACAUGCACAGCAAGGGUUUGAUUUAUCAAGACUAUAAACCUGUCUUCUGGUCUCCGUCUUCCAGGACAGCGCUAGCAGAAGCAGAGCUGGAGUAUAACUCUGAGCACAUGAGCACAGCAGUGUACGUUACCUUUCCUCUGAAAACACUCCCACCUAAAUUAGCAGCAAGCUUAGGGGAGAUGGGUAAGGUGUGUGUGCUGGUGUGGACAACACAACCGUGGACAAUCCCAGCCAAUCAGGCAGUGUGCUUCAUGCCCAAGUCACAGUACUCUCUUGUGAAGAGACGUGAUAAUGAGCAGCUCCUCCUGCUGGCCACUGAGCGCAUUACAAGCCUCAGCGCUACACUGAGCACUGAACUACAAAACCUGGCCACAUUCACAGGCUCUGAUCUGAUGGGCGGAGUCUGCCAACAUCCCACCCUUCCUGGAAAGGAGGUGCCCUUGUUGCCGGCCAAUCACGUGACCAUGUCUAAAGGAACGGGAUUGGUCCACACUGCUCCCGCUCACGGCAUGGAGGACUACGGCGUGGCCACUCACUUUCACCUGCCUGUGGAGUGCAUGGUGGACGAGGAGGGCAGGUUUACAGAGACGGCUGGCGCUGAGCUACAGGGGCAGAGCGUGCUGAAGGAGGGAACAUCUACAGUGAUCUCGAUGCUGCGUGCUGCUGGAGCCUUGCUGAAGGAGGAGCAGUGUGUACACAGUUACCCGUACGACUGGCGCAGUAAGACACCGGUGGUGAUCCGAGCCAGCAAGCAGUGGUUCAUAAACACAGCCAACCUGAAAGACACGGCUAAGGAAGCGCUGCAGAAGGUUCGUGUGAUGCCCGAGUCAGCCAGGGCGAGUCUGUUGGCCAUGCUGGACAGACGGACGUACUGGUGUAUCUCACGUCAGAGGAGCUGGGGCGUCCCCAUCCCUGUGUUCUACCACAAACAGACCGGAGAACCUCUGAUCAACAAACACACGGUUGCUCAUAUAGCCAACGUGUUUGCGGAGAAGGGAAGCGACAGCUGGUGGGCGGAGCCUUUGGAAACACUACUUCCUCCUGAUGUACUGAAGAAGAGUAAGGCCGGAGACGUAAUAGAUUACGUGCGUGGUGAGGACGUGCUGGACAUCUGGUUUGACAGUGGGACGUCCUGGGCUGCUGUGCUACAGGAGGCCGACCCGAGGGCCGACGUGUACGUAGAAGGGAAGGAUCAGAUCGGCGGCUGGUUCCAGUCGUCUCUGUUAACUAGUGUAGCGGUGCGCAAUAAAGCCCCGUAUAAGAAGUUGGUGGUUCAUGGAUUUGUGCUCAGUGAGAAAGGAGAGAAAAUGUCCAAGUCCCUGGGGAACGUCGUCGACCCCGACGUUGUCAUUAACGGAGGGACGGAUUCAUCUGUUUCUCCUCCGUAUGGUGCAGAUGUGUUGAGGUGGUGGGUUGCAGAGUCCAACGUUUUCUCCGAGGUCCAGAUCGGACCCAAAGCACUGAACGCAGCCAGAGAGAGCAUCAACAAGCUGAGGAACACUCUGAGGUUCUUGCUGGGGAACCUGCAGGGUUUUGACCCUCGCACUCAGGCAGUGGACUCCAAAGACAUGCACUACAUCGACCAGUACUUACUGCACCUGCUCCGAGAGUACAGCAUCAAGGUAACCGACGCCUACAGCGAGUUCGACUGCGGCCGAGUGAUUCGUCUUCUUCAGGCCUUCAUCACCAGAGAUCUGAGCAACUUCUACUUCAGCAUCAUCAAAGACAGGCUGUAUUGUGAUGCGGAGGACUCGUUAGGCAGGAGGUCGUGUCAGACGGUUCUUGAGGAGAUUUUAGACGGUGUGACGCGCUCCAUCGCUCCAAUCCUACCUCACCUGGCCGAAGAGGUGUACCAGCAUGCACCAGGGCAUGACGAAGGUGAGACUCUGUUCCGGAGCGGUUGGAUUAAAAGCAGCUCGGUGUGGAGGAGGCCCGGAUUGGAGGAAGCUGUGGAGGGGGCGUGUGCCAUCAGAGACUCCUUCCUGUCCUCCAUCCCAGGAUGCAACGCGGCCGAGUACGAUCUGACCGUCGCCAUCGAGCCCGGCCUGUUCUUUGAGCUGAUGGAGUCCCUGCAGGAGGAACCGACCUCGACGUCGUCCCAGCUGACGGAGCUGAUGAUGGCGUCACGCACGACGCUGACCGAAGCCCUGCCCCGAGACCUGCCCUCCGACGCCGUCAUCAGUAAGGGGAGCUUCCUCAUCAACCUGGAGGGUGGUGUUAUCCGUGAAGAGAGCGCGUACUCCGUAGCCGCGGUUCCCAUCUCUCUGUCCCGCUGCCCUCGGUGCCGCCGCUACACCUCGGACACGCCCGACUGCCUGUGCUCACGGUGCCAAGCGGUCAUCCAGAACGCCCAAUAAAACCAGUUAUACCUGCACUUUCCCAGCUCCGCCCACUCGGAAGCUUCAGAACGUUUCCUACCCAGAAUUCCUGACGCUGGAUGCGGCGUGUGUUUCAGUAAUGCGGCUUUUGUGUCCGGCGACGAUAUAAAUGUAACCGCUAAAAGUUUAAGAAGUGAGACGUUAUGUUUCUCGCUCGGGGUCGAGGGAAGGAAUCUGCGAUUGUGGUGAAAACCAACGGCCACAAACUCCGCCCUCAGUGUGAAGAAUCUAGCAACGGUAAACACUGCAGCUUUAAUUAAUAACCUGGUAACAAAAACAGGGUCACCAUGGGGCAGUAAGGAUCACGUGUGUGUGAGAGAGCUACAAAGAUACCAGAGCCUGUAGAAGAAAACGAUGGAAUACGUUUUAGUUUUAUUUACAUUAUUAAAUCUAAACGUGUGUUUUGUAGAGAGCGAGAAGAGAGAGAGAUAUUUAACCGUGUAAAGAAAUAAAAGCUCUCGCACCUGUAAAUGAAACUGCUUUGUACUGAACUGUCGAUUUCCUUGUGCACAAAUCGAUUCAUUAAAAAAAGGCAAAAACAAA